Messenger RNA from Planococcus citri (citrus mealybug), 2865 nucleotides. RefSeq names its product Testin (gene Tes). The transcript has 10 exons. NCBI's taxonomy places the organism in Eukaryota, Metazoa, Arthropoda, Insecta, Hemiptera, Pseudococcidae. Gene Ontology annotation, molecular function: zinc ion binding. The record is from RefSeq and is a predicted model, not a curated record. Bases 174 to 2477 code for a protein of 767 amino acids.
GUGGGAGAUCUCCAAGUAGUCAUGUCAAUUCAACAGUCGUUACUCAUUGAAACUCUUUAUGAAGUCGUACUGAAUAAUUUUACAUCUAGUGAUGAAUUUAUAACGUAUCUCAAUUUUAUAGUUUAGCAUAGAUAUUUAUUUGUUAAAUUUUCUACUCGAAUACUGAUUGUGAUAUGGCCAUCGAAGUGGAAGAUGGUCAGCCUCCUGAAUGGAUGGUUACGUUAGAAAAGAAGCAAAAAAGACAGCAUAAACUAGCUCACGAUAUUGGUGCAGGUGCACCUUGCUUGAAUUGUAACGAUGGCUGUGCAGGAUUAGAUUUACAUUUUUGGAGAAAAAUAUGCCGAAAUUGUAAAUGCAAAAAAGAAGUACACGAUGUAAAAGAAGAAAACAGCUAUGAGCAGUUUGAAAUAUUAUUCGGCGAUAACUUGAAAUCCGGUGACAGAGUGAAACAAUUAUCUUUGGAUUUGAAACUCGAUGGUAUUUUGAAUGCGAGAAAAAACCAACUGCUGGAAGGCUCGAAAAGUUCUUCGUCUGAAGACAAUUUGGUCUUUGAUUGGAUUCCCACCGAUGUACCUGCAAAUUUGGCCUCGGAAUAUUUGAAACAAUUACCUUUGGAAAAGUUACCAAUCACUGGAAGUUCUGGUGCUGUGUUUAGAAGACAACAGCUGCAAUUACAAAUGCCCUUACAUGAUUUUAAAAUAGACGACGGCAGUGAUUUAACGGAAGAAGAAACCAAAGCAUUCGCCGAAUAUAUUGAUAAUUUGAAAAGCAACGCUGUUGGUAAAGGGCAAAUUACAAAAAUAUUCCAAGAAGGUGACGUAGAAUAUGAUUCAUCGAAUUACGAUCGAUCUAAAUUACCGAUGUUUUCGAAUAAUUUGAACUCGACGCCGAAACCAUUCAAACCAAGUUACGAUCAAUCUACUCACAUUGACGAAGAUUUCGACUCAUUCCCUCCACCUCCACCUGAACUUCUCCAUAACGAAGCUCUAUCUUUAAAAACACCCAGUGCUUUUCAACCAUACAAACCAUCGAUAGGAAUUUCACAUCCGAAUGAAUCCAUACCAAGCGCAGAAUCAGUACCUUACAUGACGGAUAAUUUGAACUACCGCCAACAGACUGAAAAUUCGAUACCAAUUGGUGGAUUAGAGGCGCAGUACGCCCAGAUGAACAUUAACACUAAACCUGCAGCUCCUUACAACGUUGAAAGCAGGAAUUAUGGCAAACAAAGAGAGAACUCCGCUCCAUUAAGCAGAGUAACUGCUCAAUACAGUCAAACGAUUGAAGGUGACAACACGAAUGCUCUGGAUACUAAAAAUAAUAACUGGUAUCGUAAUAACGAUCAAGAUGAAUCAACCGAGAGCUUAAAACCUUCGGAUAUCAUUCGAAAACUAAACGCUCGACCUGUGUCACCCUCCGUUAACCAAUCUCCGGGUAUAAUUCGUAAAUUGCACUCUCGAUCUGCAUCGCCUUCUGUUAACCAAUCUCCGGAUGUGAUUCGUAAAUUACACUCUCGAUCUGCAUCACCUUCCGUUAACGGAUCUCUGGGUCUGGAUACAGCUCGAAAACCAAAUGCUCAAUCUGUAUCACCUUCCAUGACCAGAUCUCCUUUGAACACAACCGCGAAUAAGAAUAUUCCAGCGUUGAAUGAUCCAACGAUGAAGAACAUCGAUGGCAGAUUUGUAAAAAUGGGCACGCCGGAGCAAUUCCAAGCUCUUUCUUCGUACGUUCCUAGAACGCCUCAAGUAUCGAACACGUUGAGUAAUCCUGAAGCGAAACAGUAUAAUUUGAACGAGCCAGCAAAAACACCCAAGGUUCAUUUUGGAUCAUCUGCCGUUCCUGUGUAUACUGACGAUGCCAAUAAUAUCAUCAACCCUUACCAAGAAAUUGAAAAAAUAGAAAACCACGAUCUGCAGAAAUGUCAUCAUUGCAAACUACCAGCAUAUCCUGGUCAGGUGGUCGUUGUCGCUGAACGAGCUGGAAUCGAGUCUAUCUGGCACCCACAGUGCUUCGUUUGUGUGAAUUGCAAGGAAUUAUUGGUAGAUUUGGUGUACUUUUUCCACAAAGGCGAGGUUUAUUGCGGACGACAUUACGCCGAAGAGUUGAAAAUACCUCGAUGUUUCGCUUGCGACGAAUUGAUUUUCCUGAAAGAAUAUACAGUCGCUGAAGGACAAUCAUUCCAUGUUAAACAUUUCUGCUGUUUCGAAUGUGAUAUUCCCUUAGGUGGCAUGCAAUACGUUCCAAAGGAUAAUCAUCCUGUGUGUUUAUCCUGCUAUGAAAUCAAAUAUGGAAAAAAAUGCAAUUACUGUGAUAAAAUGAUCAAAGCCGGAGAUUCUCGAGUUGGUUGGAAAGAAUUAAGUUGGCAUGCAGCUGCUGGUUGUUUCAAAUGUAUCCAGUGCUCUAAAUCAUUACUUGGUGGUAAAUUCAUGGUCAAGGAUAACAAGCCGUUGUGUAGUAAAGAAUGUGCGAUGAAGAUGUAAAAAUAUAUGUACCCUUUAUUAAUCUUAAGCCAUUCCAAUGAAAUUGAGGAUCAAUUUUUUGUAUUUAUUUUAAUGCAUUGAAGUAUGAAACUUGUAUUUGUGAUAUUUAAAGUGAAGAUUUUUUAUUAGUAUUUUAAGCUGCAAAGAGGAAAGUCAAUUAUUCAGAAUGUUACCAUUUUAAAAAUGGAUUUGUAGGUUUUUUUGGUGCCAUUAUUAGGCUGAUGUAAUAUUUAUACUUAUACGGUUUAUACUUUUAUUAUUUUUUUUACAAGUAGGCCUAAGCUAUAACGUUAUUUUUUGAAGUGAUCUUUUUUUCAAUAUGCCACUUUUUUGUAUCGAUUAAUGUGUACUUAUAUGUAUUUUGAAUGCAAUAAAGCAUUUCAUUUGA